AUGGCAAACUAUUACAAUCAAACCACUGUUUACAUAAAAGUUCUUGGGGCGGGACAAACAGUGGGAAGGUCAUGCGUAAUAGUAGAGCUCGAAAACAGACGAAUUAUGUUUGAUUGCGGUUCGCAUGUAGGAUAUAAAGAUGAAAGAAAAUACCCUAACUUUAACUUAUUGGUUGGGAAUAAUAAUAUGGAAGGAGGUCCCAAAAUUGACGAAGAAAACAAUUUGAAUGUUGAAGUAAAUAUAAGUAUAGUUAAUAGCAACAUAGCUGAUAAAGAAAAAUUAAUAAAUAACUUGAAAAGAAUUAAUGAAAUAAUUGAUUGCGUAAUAAUAAGUCAUUUUCAUAUGGAUCAUAUAGGAGCUUUACCAUUUUUCACAGAAACAUUACAAUAUAAAGGGACGAUAAUUAUGAGCUAUCCAACAAAAGCUCUUAGUCCAGUUUUAUUAUUAGAUGGUUGUAAAAUAAGUGAUAUGAAAUGGGAAAAAAAAAACUUAGAAAAGCAAAUAAAAAUGCUUAAUGAAAAAUCGGAUGAUUUAUUAAAUUAUAGUAUUAAUCGUUUAAAAAAAGAUCCUUGGAAUAUUACUGAAGAAAAUAUAUAUAAUUGCAUAAAUAAAGUAGUUGGUUUGCAAGUUAAUGAAACAUAUGAAUUAGGUGAUAUAUCUAUUACACCAUAUUAUGCGGGGCAUGUUUUAGGGGCUUGUAUGUACAGAUUAGAAGUAAACAAUAUUAGUGUUAUAUAUACAGGUGACUAUAAUACUAUUCCUGACAAACACUUAGGCAGUACUAAAAUCCCUGUAUUAACACCUGAAAUAUUUAUAUCUGAAUCUACAUAUGCUUCUUAUGUUAGACCAACUAGAAAAUCGUCUGAGUUAGAAUUAUGCAACUUAGUAAAUGAAUGUGUACAUAAAGGUGGUAAAGUUUUAAUUCCUGUAUUUGCUAUUGGUAGAGCACAAGAAUUAUCUAUAUUAUUAGAAGAAUAUUGGGAAAAAAUGAAAAUAAAUUGCCCUAUAUAUUUUGGAUGCGGUUUAACAGAAAAUGCAAAUAAAUAUUACAAAAUUUACUCUUCAUGGAUUAAUAAUGAUUGUGUAUCGACUGAACUAAAAAAUUUAUUUGAUUUUUCAAAUAUUACACAAUUUUCAAAUAACUAUUUAAAUGAAAAUAGACCUAUGGUUUUAUUUGCUACACCCGGGAUGUUACAUACAGGAUUAGCAUUAAAAGCUUUCAAAGCAUGGGCUGGCAAUCCCAACAAUUUAAUAAUUUUGCCUGGUUAUUGUGUGCAAGGUACUAUUGGGCAUAAAUUAAUUAUGGGAGAGAAAAAAAUAUUAUUAGAUGGAAACACACAUAUAUAUGUUAAUUGUAAAAUAAUUUAUUUAUCCUUUUCUGCGCAUGCAGAUUCUAAUGGCAUACAACAGUUAAUAAAGCAUGUUAUGCCAAAAAAUGUUAUAUUUGUACAUGGAGAUAAAAAUGGAAUGGAAAAAUUAUCAAAACAUAUAUCUAAUCAAUAUCAUAUUAAUUCUAUAUGUCCAUAUAUGGGACAAAAUUGUCAAUUCAAUUUUUGUAAAUAUAAUAUCAAUUAUGUAUAUUUGGAUAGAAAAAUAUAUAAUAAUAUUAUUCAAAAAGUUAAAUUAAAUAAGCAAAAAACAUCAAAAGGUUUAUAUAAAAAUGCUAGACAAAUUAAAGGUGGUCAAGCUAAUAUUUUAUCAUCCAAUGGAAAUGUAAAAAUUCCCUUUAUUGCUUACAUAUUAUAUCGUUCCAUUAAUGAAAAACCAUUAUUUUUUUUUCUCUCCGAAUCAUUUUUAUUCAAAUAUUUGACGAAAAAACAUGUUCCAAUGAUUAUCUGCCGCGAUGGCAAACAAUUUGACUUUGAUUAUAUGUUUGAUACAAAAAAAAAAAAGAAAUUGAACAAAAUGCAUGAAAAAAAAGAAAAGAUAAAAAAUGGUACCGAUAUUACAAUUGAGCACUAUAACGAAGCGGAAGAAGGGGAUGAUAGCCCAAAAAACAAUAAUCCUAACGACAUUGGUGAUAAUAAUAUUUUAUUGAAAAACAAAUCUAUUAUGUUUAAUAAUUAUAUACAAUCUGAUAUUAGUAUUACAGAAAAUGAUAAAAAUAACGCUAACGAUUUAUCAUCGUCAAUUGAAGCACGAAAAAGAAAAUUUAAUGAAAUUAGUGAAACAAAUAAUUUAUCGGAAGAACAGCGUGAGCAUCUUUCUAUAAAUUCUUCAAAAAUGUUAAAAAUCGCAGGGGACGAAGAAAAAUGUAAUAAUAAUAUAAAUCAGAAAAAUGGUGAAAAUGAUCAGAAUAUUACAGGGGGAUUAAAAGGAUAUUUAAAAAGUGAAACUAACAUAAAUGAUCCGAAUAAUAACGGUUUUAAUAUAGAAAAUAUUUAUAAUGAUAAGGACAAAAAAAAGAGGCAUAUAUAUAUAAAGGAUAAAGAAAAUAUAAAUUUGCCUCUAAUAAACUUAAGAUUUAAAGAAGAAAUUAAUAUAGCUUAUCAAUCCUUCUACAAUUUCGUUAUUACAUUUUUUCAAGAAAUUGUAAAAGAUGAAAAUAAAAAUAAUAUGGGUUUUUUAGGAAAAAACAUUAUUGUUAAAAAUGUUAAAAUUGAUCAAAAUUGUUUUUUCUUUUUGUCCUUUCAUUCAUUAAGAGCAAUUCAUGAUGGAAAUAAUUCCCUAUUAAUGCAAUGGUCAUAUGUUGAUGAUGCCAAAUCUUCAGUGGUUAAGAAAUUCAUAAAUUGUGUUAUAAACUAUGCUCAAGAAGAAUAA
Plasmodium vinckei vinckei is the source of this 2760-nucleotide messenger RNA. RefSeq names its product cleavage and polyadenylation specificity factor, putative. Lineage: Eukaryota; Apicomplexa; Aconoidasida; Haemosporida; Plasmodiidae. The transcript has a single exon. Bases 1 to 2760 code for a protein of 919 amino acids. Gene Ontology annotation, biological process: snRNA processing. Gene Ontology annotation, cellular component: nucleus. The record is from RefSeq and is a predicted model, not a curated record.